CAGAGUACAGCGAAGAAACUUUCCGGAAAGGUAAGUUGACGACAUGGGGCCGGGGACGCGUUCUGAGGCCGCUCGCACAGUCAUGGAGUCGUUGCAUGUAGUGACGGUAGAACCUAUUAUGUUCGUCCUGUCAAUGACGAACUACAUGCGGACGCCCGCCAGCCAACUUCUAGUCCUGCACAAAGUCUGUAUCCAGAGCUACAACGACACGGUUUGUGGAGAUGUAGACGAGAAAUCGGCUGCUGUUGAGAACGACGUUCAGGCAAACGCAGCGCACUGGAAUUUCCUCCUCAAGAUGGCCCUGUUCAUCCCAGGGGCCAUAGUGUCGUCCUUGUACGGUCCCUUGAGCGAUCGUUUGGGAAGGCGCAUGUUCCUGAUCAUCCCAUCCUUGGGCAGCAUUCUGGGAGCUGUGAGCUUCCUCUUCCAGACUUACUUCCCAAUGAUGCCGCUGGAUUAUCUGAUCGCCAGCGAAAUCGCUGUGGGGCUGUCUGGGAACGUCGUCACCGCUUACAUCAUUGCCAAGAGCUACCUGUGUGACGUGACGGAUGGCACUAACCGAACCAAGCGACUUGGAGUGAUGAAGGCUAUGUCUCACAUCGGAGGUCCUAUCGGGGCAUUCCUCUCCGGUGUCCUGAUUGACAUGAAAGGCUUCGCCCCUGUCUACUUCAUACUCGCUGGUAUCCACGUCCUCGUUGUGCUCUACGUUGUGUUCUGGCUGGAGGAGACCGUGGAUUAUGAGUCGGACCAGGAGCUGAGCAGUGGGGGCGACGAAGAUGACACUAGUGAGGACGAGGAGAGGGCUGAAGAUGAAGAAAUCGAGACGAAAGGGAAAGAGGAGCCUCAAGCUGGACAGGAAAAAGUGGAGAAAGAGGGAGAGGCAGACGACGGCAAAAGAGAAAGAUUUUGGGGUGAAACCCGUGACUCCAUCAGGCAAUCUUUCAGGGAGGUGUGGAAGAGCUUGAGAAGCAUGCUUCUGGUCUGCUUCCGAGAGAGACUUGGAUGCAGACGCAAAUACCUCCUGCUGGCUAUGCUCAUUGGUAUCAUCCAUAACAUUUGCUCUACAGCCGAAAUGGACCUGAUUGUCUUAUACACGAAGCAUUCUCCGCUGAAUUGGACCGCCACGACCAUCGGUGUUUUCAUCAGCGUUCGAACCGCUCUGAAAGCAGCCACCUUGGUCUUGGGGUUACCUGCAAUCUUUAAGAUUGUGAAAAACCACUCGAUGCAGUUAGAUCUAGGUCUGACUUCCAUAGGGAUUAUAUCAACCUCAGCAGCUCUGACCAUGAUUGCAUUCGCAAAAUCCACUACGGUCAUGAUGAUAGCUGCCGCUGUUGGGAUGUUAGUGAGCUUCCCUAGUGUUACCAUAACGUCCAUCAAAUCCAAGUUAGUGGAACCUCAAGAAUAUGGGUCGCUCUUUGCAGUAACAGCUUUGAUUCAGACGCUUACCUCCGUAGCCAGUUCUGGUCUUUUCAACAAUCUUUAUGCUGCCUUGCUGCCAAUCUGGCCCGGUCUGCCGUUCCUUGUAACAGUCGGUUUCUACGCAUUGUCGCUUCUCCUCGUACUGUACAUAUGGUACGACGUGAAAGUGCAAUCUAAAGAAGAGGAAUUGAUGACUGAUCGUCCCGGGCCCAAAUACAAAGAACUAAAGAAUAUUGAAGAUGGGAAGACGGAUUAGCCACCUCGGGAAAAUACCCAGUUGCGACCGCGGCGACAGAACAUCAUUGAGCUGCCCACUGUGGAGCAGUUCAAGGGAGCCAUCAGGGCCUAGAUCAUAGGAGCUGACUUUCGACUUGCACCAACUACUAUGUAUAUACCAGAGCACCUUGCACAAGUGUCCACCAUUUGAGACUAGCAUGUUAAGUUGUAAGGCUGUAAACGAGUAGCUGCAUGGAAAUAGAGGUAGAAGAUGGGUUUCAUAGGUGAUCGUCUUGAAGAGAAAUGUCACGAUUAUCUGGAUGUAAAAAAAAAAAAAACUCAGUUGAUGGAAAAAGCCAGGUUGCUUAGAUCCAAUUGUUGACGAGAUCGUGACCGACUACGGUCCAAAGCACCAACCUUGACAGAUAUAUUCUUUUAGCCAUAGAGAAGAUGUUUAGAAGGGGUAACACCUGAAAUUGCUUUGGGAAAGGUGCCUACCUUGCAUCAAUAUUUAUUCACGUAUUUGGGUUCUAUAAUAGGGUUAAGUCUAUCAGAAAUAGAGAUAUCUGUAUGUUGGAUUAACUGUUAAAUUUGCACUCUAUACUUACGGAAACUAUCAAACAAUUCGUGCAUGGCCGAGUUGGGCCAUUCCAAUGCAAAGUUCUUCCAAACACACUGCACGCGGACAUCUGGGAAUGUUUUUAUAUUGGUUUCUCUAGCUCCCAGACCUAUGUUAUUGAGAAAAAAAAACAAUUGAGCCUGGGGUGCUGAAUGGUAACAAAUAGCAACCGAUGAAAACUGGUGUGCAAAUGAAUAGAUGUUUUCAUCAGAUGACGUCAGCUCGCCCUACCUAAAGAUCAAUUCGAGUACGCUAUCAAUUCUGUCCCUUCAAUGGCGAAAGCAUUGUGCUAUCUACUGUUCAGAUAAUCCGUCACGUGACACUUGCUUUGUAGAAUAGGGUGACAAUGGUUUCUCCAUAGAGAGGGGCCUCGUUAGGGGUACACACCUGUACAUAGGCCUAAACCCAUCCGCUGAGCUCAUGAAUAAAAGUUAUACCCCUCAAAAUAGGCCUAUUCUAUAUU
Patiria miniata (bat star) is the source of this 2714-nucleotide messenger RNA. RefSeq names its product proton-coupled folate transporter-like. The coding region runs from base 44 to 1672 and encodes 542 amino acids. The transcript has 8 exons. The record is from RefSeq and is a predicted model, not a curated record. Gene Ontology annotation, cellular component: membrane. Gene Ontology annotation, molecular function: transmembrane transporter activity. Gene Ontology annotation, biological process: transmembrane transport. Lineage: Eukaryota; Metazoa; Echinodermata; Asteroidea; Valvatida; Asterinidae.